This is a messenger RNA of Cydia splendana, 3629 nucleotides long. RefSeq names its product TWiK family of potassium channels protein 7. Gene Ontology annotation, biological process: potassium ion transmembrane transport; stabilization of membrane potential. Gene Ontology annotation, molecular function: potassium ion leak channel activity; outward rectifier potassium channel activity. The record is from RefSeq and is a predicted model, not a curated record. NCBI's taxonomy places the organism in Eukaryota, Metazoa, Arthropoda, Insecta, Lepidoptera, Tortricidae. Gene Ontology annotation, cellular component: plasma membrane. The coding region runs from base 251 to 3472 and encodes 1073 amino acids. The transcript is spliced from 5 exons.
UAUAACUCAGUACUAUCCUGCGCUGCACAAUUAAAUAACAAAGGGAAGGGACAAUCGCAAAUCAAUUUCCGUUAAAAAGUGUUCUAAAGCUUCACGUGACUAAGAUGGAUCGACUAUGUCGAAGUGUGUUUACGGGAGUGUGCUGUCUAAAAUAGAUUCUUUUAUUAGACGUCGACCCGCCCUGAUACAAUAGAAGUGUUUGUUAUUGGAUUAUCGCGAAAGGUCGACAAGUGAAGAUACCAGUGAGGUGAUGAGUGAGGAGGGAAAUGAAAAGAAAAGUAGAUUAACCCUCCAAAUUCCCACAAUCACCCAAGAUUCCCAGUGCCAAACCUUAGGACACCUAGUAUCUAGAUCUAAAUCCAGUGAAAGAGCAAACGUAGACGAAAUGGAAACCCAGAAUAUGUCCAUCAAGAAGAGGAGGAACCUUUCCAAGAAUAGAGGCCAAACAGCAAGGCAAAGAGAGAAAACUCCUGAACCCGGGCGGACUCCUAUUCCUCACGAAGACACACCUACCUCAGAUGAUGAAGACUACCUACCAAGAAACUCUAGAGAGAUUGAAGCAGAUAAUACUUAUGAGGAAAUGAAGCGCUUAGUUCAUGAACAGUCUGGAGUAAAAGAUCCUGUAUAUGAUUUGGAUACAGAAGCAGUCAUAGAAGCAAGGGCAAUGGCUGCUAACGAAAGGAGGCGAAGGAGUGUGUCUCCAUUUGCUGUUCUCGAAAAAGAAAGAGAAGUAGAGCCCAUAGGAUUACAACGCAAAGGGAGUUUCGUUGAUCCUACCAAUAAGUUGCUAAGCACGACAUAUACAUUGAGUCCAAAAGACGAAGACACUGGUCGACGAGGCUCCUUAACCUUUGAGCCCCCACUAGAAAGAAAGCGAUCCCUGACACCUUCAACACCAACGACCGCAUCGCCUAAAGACACUAAUUUCCCAUACCCGUUCCCUUCUACGCCGAAAAAAUUAGACAAAAUGGUGUACCCGGACGAACAAGCUGCGAAGACUGAAGAUAAACAAAAAUUACCAAAAACCCCAGUUAAAAAAGACGUAUUCACAUUUGAUCAAAAAGAUGAAACACAGGAGAAAAAACCAGUUACGAAACCAAAAACUCCGGAAGCACCGGCAACUCCCGGAGAACUUGUGACUAAAGUUUAUCAAAUAGAACGUACGCCAAGUAGAAAGGUGCUUCCUGAAAAUAAGCCUGCAGUUGAAAUAAGGGAAAGAGUUGUUAGAACUCCAAGUAAAAAGUUGACAAGUGAAGGUAGGCCAAACAUUGCGAAACAAGUUCCUAAACCAAAAGAUGAGCCAUCGCAAACACAAUCUAAAGUACCGCCAGUAAAACCAGCACGGAGCAAAUCCGCAACACGAUUUGGGGGUAAAACUAGUGAGAGUGAGAUGAGUGAGGAUCAAAUUAAUCAGCAAAAUUUACCGGCACAAGCAGCGCGGCGUAAAGUAAUGCCUACACCUCGGAGGUUUGUAAAAAAUAGAUCACCCAGAGCAAAUCGAUCACAGUCCGUUAACAGAGUCGAAGAUGUUAAAGCCAUUGAUAAGGCUGGCACAGGUAUGAGUCAGACUAGUAAAGAAAUAAUAGAACUAAUGCAACAAGCGAGAGCAAGGAGUUUGUCCAUUACGAAAGAUGACCCAAGAUUGCCCCCAGAGUAUAGACGCGAUUAUAAUAAAAAUCUUCAAACACCAAACAAGACGCCAUCAACUCCGCGACGUACUCGUGGAAUAUCCUGUCCUAAAACGAUUCAAAUUAUAAGUGACAUAGAAAUUUUAUCUGGCUUAACACCAGCUAAUAAAGCUAGUAAAAAAUCUGAAAAGCAAAGUAGACAAAGCUCAGGGUACAUUGACGCCAGCCAGUCAGAAUACACCUCGAGUUGCUACUCAACCUCACCUAGUGAAAACGAGUAUGAUUUCGACUUAUCUGAGCGUACUGCUGAACUGACCCGUAAAUUGCACCUACUUAGUCAAGAAGUUGAUAAAAAAGAAAAUCGGGACAACAUAAUUUUAGCUACCGACAAUAACACUCAACACGUAGAGCAUAAAUCUGGCUUGCGAAAGAGGUCAAUUGCCGAAGCUAAAAACGGAGUAAAAAAAGAAAAGAAAGAAGACAAAGAAAAAGAUAAACAAACUAAGACAAAAACUGACGAUGAGAAAAAGAAACCUGUUAGAUCCAAAUGGAAAUUAAUAGCUAAUUGGCGACAGUUUAAAGAAGAACAGAAAUCUGCUUAUAAAAGCAUAAUUAGGUUAAGAAACCAAUGCGUCUGUGAUUUUAUACUCUUGAUCACGUUGUGUGGCUUAGGCGGGAUGAUGUUUAGAACUUUUGAGGGAUCGUUUGAAAAUACGUAUAAAUGCAGCACUAGAAACGUUAAACGUGACUUUAUCGAGAAUCUUUGGCGUGGCAGUCACUAUUUACGUGAAGAGGAUUGGAAGUCUAUGGCCAGAAGCAAGCUUUACGAGUUCGAAAACCAGCUGCAUACAGCCCACGAAGCGGGAGUUACAUCGUUUAGCGGUCAGAGAUCUUGGAAUUUUAUGAAUUCGUUCGUCUAUUGCCUGACUUUAAUUACAACAAUUGGGUAUGGUCACAUAACUCCCAAGACGCUGUCAGGCCGUAUCGCCACUAUCGUCUACGCCAUCGUCGGCAUCCCACUCUUCUUGAUCGUGCUCGCUGACUUUGGCAAGCUGUUUACGCGCAUCAUCAAGUUCCUCUGGUCGUUCAUUAGGAGGUUCUACUAUACGAGAAGCUGUAGGAGGGUGAGGAGGGUCACGCAUGUUGAGGAUAUGGUGAAGGGACUGAAUAUGGUAGCAGAUGUUGUGAGACGACCAUCGCAGAUUUUUAAUACUGAAGAAGAUUUGGAAUCGAAGCCGGAUGGUAAUGGAGAUCCGCCGAAAAUUGAAAGAAAACCUAGCGAUGUUCCGCCACCCCUACCACCUAAACCUGGUCAAGUGCAUACAACUGUAAUAGAAGAUUUAAUUGAACCAGAGACUCCAGCACCUUCAGACUUUAUCAUUGACGAAGAAUUCAAUCUGCCCAUCUCUAUUGCUAUCUUCAUUUUAGUCUUAUACAUCGUUGUUGGAGCAUUAGGAUACGAUAUAUGGGAAAAAUGGGGCUUUUUCGAGUCUUUCUACUUUGUGUUCAUAUCAAUGACGACUAUCGGUCUAGGUGACUACGUUCCAAAACAUCCUUUGUUUAUGAUGAUGUCAAUUCUUUAUCUAGUUUUUGGUUUAGCCUUGAUGUCUAUGUGUAUCAACGUUGUUCAAGUGAAAUUAUCUGAUACAUUCAAAACGGCGAGCAGAAAGAUAGCUGAUACAGUUGGGUUACCUAUUUCAGAGGAAGAUAAUUUAGUUGAAGGUAAUCCAGCACCACCAAUAGAAAUAGCUCCAGUACACAAACGCAAAAGCAUAACCGAUGAAGACAAAAGUAACGAAGGAAAAGAAAAUGAUAAUAAAGAUAAAUUCCUGCAGAUUAAUUGAGAUUGAGUGUUACUAAAUAGUUUUAAUACCGUUGUAAGUGAUAUUGAUAUUGUUACUAAUUGUUUAGGUUUGUAGAUUUUAUACAGUUGAUGCAUGAAUGCAGUUUUGUACUCAUUUUAUAAUAUUGUUGCUACCGUGUGAGGUAUAUUGUUACUGA